AUGGAAAUUUCGAAAUGUAAAAAAAAAAAAACAAACUGGAAGCAAGUUAAUGCUGAUAUUAUAAUUGAUUCAUCCAGAAAACCUCUCAACUGGGCUGAUGAAGUUGAUAAAGAAAUAGACACAAGUAUCCAAUAUACUCAUCAUGACAACAAUGCGUCAGGAAAGUUUGUGCUCCCUACAGCUCCUAGAGCAUCAAGGAGUACCGCUUUUGACGAAAGCAAAUUGCCAACAACUGGUCCCUUCCAGGCCUAUCUUUCAAACAUACCAUAUGAUCUUAAUGAAGAUGAAUUGGUAGCUCUGUUUCAGGACUUAAAGAUCAAAAGUGUCCGACUUCCUAAGGAAGAGAAGACUGCAAGAGCCAAAGGCUUCGGCUAUAUUGAGUUUGAAGAUAGAGCUAGUCUUUGCACGGCCUUGAGCUUAGGAGAUCCUACAUUAAAAGGCAGGAUCAUCAAAAUUGAACUAGCUACUAAUCUGGACAGUGGGGGUAGAGGAGGUAGAGGAGGCAGAAGAGAUGGUGGUCGAGAUCAAACAUCAUCUGAUCGGAUGACCGGCAAUUGGAGAACUGGUCCAAGGCAAGAAGAACCCGAAGAACGUAGUGGAUUUGAUCGAGGAUAUGGAGGAGGUAGAAAAGACUUUGGAUCAGGAGGUGGUGGUGGUGGAUUCAGUCGAGGAUUCGAUCGCGAGGAAAGAAGUGGAGGAAGUUUCCAACGAGAAGAUAGAUUUGACCGUGGUAGAGAAGAACGUGGGCGGGAUGAUCGAGGUGGUGGCUUCAGAGACCGGUAUGACCGGGAUAGAGGUGGCGGAGGUUACGGACGGGACCGUGAUGCUGGUGGCAGUAGCGGUGGCGGUUUCAGUGAUCGAAGUGGAGGCUUCAGAGACAGAGGCCGAGAUGAUGAUAGGUUUCCUCGCUCCGAUGAUCGUAGUGACAGGGGAGGCCAAUGGAGGGAAGAACCUAGGGGUGACAGAGGUUCAGUAGGUUUUGGCAGUGGCGGCGGAGGAAGGUUUGAAGGCAGAGACAGAGACAGGGACAGAGAUCGGGAUGGCAAAUAUGGGCCACCUCCAAGAAGAGAUGAUUUUCCACCCGCUGACCGAGAAUCUCGAACGAGACCAAAGUUGGCUUUGCAGCCAAGAACAAAGCCUAAAGAAGCUGCUGAAUCAGCGUCCACCUCUGCUUCUAUAUUCGGAGGAGCUAAACCAGUUGACACUGCUGCAAGAGAACGUGAAAUUGAAGAGAGGCUCAUGAGAAACGAUGAAUUCCCUGAUUCCAGAUCCAAGAGUGGUCCAGGAAGCACCGGCAGCAGAAGUGACAAAGGUGAUAAGCAGCAGUGGGAAGAAAAAAAGGUCGUUGAACCGGCACCACCUCCAAAAGAAAAUGCAUGGUCUCGAAAACCUCAGACAAUAGUUAAUAAUGGGCGAAGUAGUCCGGAAGAUGAAGUUCAGCAGUCUAGUAAUAGAGUAUCAGAAGACCGAAGCAGAGACGUCUUGAAGGAAAAACAUGAUGCAGAUGAUGAUUCUUCACGCAGUGCAGUUUCUUCAGGUAGGGUACAAAGUGGUUUGACAGAUAGGCCUAGGGGGAAAGAUGUUGACAAACCUAAUAAUAAGCAUAGGGAGAGAAAAGAAUGUGUAGAUGACAUUUCAAAGAUGCCUACAGUACCCGAAUCAAAAACACCUAACUUUGCAGGAUCAAAUAAAUUUAGCACACUUGUAGAUUCAGAUGAUGAACCUCCUACGGAAUAA
This is a messenger RNA of Nezara viridula (southern green stink bug), 1737 nucleotides long. The record is from the annotation of a GenBank genome assembly. NCBI's taxonomy places the organism in Eukaryota, Metazoa, Arthropoda, Insecta, Hemiptera, Pentatomidae.